AUGACGGAGGAAGACAACGACUCUUACGCCCAAUCUACUACCUCUUGCUCGAAAUCGAGGGACUCAAUGCCCAAUCGAUCCUCCUUCACCCUCACUCAGCCCUUCAUCUCAGGCCCGACUGAGAAGGUCAAUCGAGGGAUACCAGUUACAGUGAUCAAAGAAACAGCACUCAAGCCAGAAGAUCUCGUUAUUUUCAACCAUACCCUGCCUAUCGGUGUCAGCAUCGGGUUCUCAAACUCUCAAAGGAACAGAGGCAAAGUCCUAGCCGCCGCUUUCGUCGACGAGCGGAAUGGGCUCCUCAUCGAAUUCGACGGCAAGAAAGGCGAUGACUGGAGAGAUAAUCCAGCCGUUUCCUGUGCCACCACACGCCAAUUGCUCGAGGACACCGUCCUGUGUCGCCCCGCCGGUCCGCUUGUCGGCUUCGACAUGGGCCCCCUCGUGCUCUCACUCUACGCCGAUUUCGGUUUUCUUGCAUCCAAUGCCAUCGACAUACAAUCAGUAUUCUCCCCUGAUGAUCGUCAGGAGCUCGCAUCCAUCAAGAGCGCCCUCGGUGAAGACACUCCUGGAAUAAAGGAGAGUAGGAUCGAGGGCAUCUUCAAGACGCAAUUUUAUGAACACGAGGAUCGCAGGACAAAGAUCGAGCUGGCAUCGAGGGCUUGGAUCGGCCAGCACAUCGUUGCUGAAUGCAUGGAUCCCGAGCUCAUCGAUACAGUCCCAGCGAUCGACCUCCAUAAACUGGAUCCAGCAAAGCGAGCCAUUAUUAUGAAACUCGCCAUCGAUGCCCUUCGCCUAGAGCAACUCAAACCACUAGUUACCAACCACCAAUUCACCGACGUUUCUCGAAAAGAAGAUGACAAAGUCGUUGCCAAUUCCGCCGUAUACAAGCAUAAAUUUCGCGGGGAAAAGUCUGUAAUGGUUGCUGCACAGAGCCAGCGCGGCACAUACUAUGCCCAGGGCACCAUUGUCGCCGGCGAUGGCAGGGCCGGCGUCGUCACCACUGCACAUAACACCGUCAUCGACACCACCUCUAUCACUGCCAUUAUCUCUGAGGGUCGCGAAGGCAUGACUCUUGCUGAUCAGAAGCGAGCCGCCGACAUCCUGCGGAUUCUCCAGGGCCGUAUCGACCCCUCCGCCACCAGUCCCUUCUUCGCCAACAUCUGGACGGUUCCGGAGGGUGGAAAAUUGGCCUGGCCUGCCGAGUGGGCCAAGGAGAAGCCAACUGCCAGUUGCAAUGGGAGUCUACGAAAUUCAUCGCCGUCGGUCAAUUACAAACUCCCGCCACUCAAUGCGUCUCAGCAAACUGCUAUAAACCACAUGCUCAGUGCUCAAGGCCGCCUCGUCAUCGUUCAAGGACCUCCUGGGACAGGGAAAACCUCCGUCAUUGGCACCUAUGUCACGAUGGCUGUCGCGAGACCCGACUUCAAGGGUCUGUGGCUCGUCGCGCAAUCGAACGUCGCCGUCAAAAAUAUUGCUGAGAAGCUGAUGUCCAUCGGUUUUGAUGGAUGGAAAUUGUUAGUGGCAGCGGGGUUUCAUGAUGGAUGGCAUGAGCAUCUCUACCAUGAUCCUCGAUUUCGUGGUCACCUCAUCAACUCGAAAAGGUUCUUCAUGCUCAGUAACAACAAAAUCCCUCUCUUCACCAAGCAUAUUCCGCUUCACACCCUCAUUAUUGAUGAAGCCAGUCAGAUUGAAAUUGGAAACUAUGUUUCUGUCUUCAUGAACUUUGCUUCCCUCCGAAAAGUAUGUUUUAUCGGUGAUCCUGAGCAAUUACCACCACAUGGAGAGGAAGAUUUGCAGGAUUUACGGAGCAUCUUUGAGGUCAAUCAUUUAAAGAGCCGGAUCAUCUUUUUGAAUACUCAAUAUCGUAUGCCACCUCAGAUUGGGGAGAUAGUCUCCUCAUGCAUCUACAACAAGCAGCUCAAAUCAUGGGAGAAUCAUCCAAUCAAGGAUGCAUCUACUGCUUGUUACUUUGUUGAUGUCACUGAUGGAAGAGAAGAAAAGAAUGAUUCAUCUUGGAAGAAUACAGCUGAACAAGACAUUGUUAUCAAGCUUGCACAGAAUCUCCAGGAAGCAGGGAUGAAGUACCGGAUUAUCACCCCUUAUGAGGGACAGACUAGUAUGAUUGAAAGGAGGAUGAGGGAGAUAGAUGGCCUGUCCUGGGAAGACAAGUGCUUUAAUGUUGAUGCUUUUCAAGGGAAUGAAGAAGACUUUAUCAUCAUCUCUACUGUCCGCACACGGUCUCUCGGAUUUUUAACCAAUACCCGGCGCACUAAUGUCAUGCUCACUCGCUGCAAGAGAGGCAUGUACAUCAUUACUAACAGGAAGUUCCUGGAAGGGCCUGGUGGGGACUGUCUUGUUGGAGAAAUGCUUGAUGCUUUGGAGGAGAAGUUUGGAGAGCAAAUCUGGAUGACUGUUGAUGAAAUCCAGGCAGGACAAGUUAGCCAUUUGUGA
Coprinopsis cinerea okayama7#130 is the source of this 2448-nucleotide messenger RNA. RefSeq lists its product as hypothetical. The transcript is spliced from 9 exons. Lineage: Eukaryota; Fungi; Basidiomycota; Agaricomycetes; Agaricales; Psathyrellaceae. Bases 1 to 2448 code for a protein of 815 amino acids. The record is from RefSeq and is a predicted model, not a curated record.